This is a messenger RNA of Acipenser ruthenus (sterlet), 4876 nucleotides long. Its product is annotated as adhesion G protein-coupled receptor E2-like. Lineage: Eukaryota; Metazoa; Chordata; Actinopteri; Acipenseriformes; Acipenseridae. Gene Ontology annotation, molecular function: calcium ion binding; G protein-coupled receptor activity. The transcript is spliced from 19 exons. The record is from RefSeq and is a predicted model, not a curated record. The coding region runs from base 336 to 2663 and encodes 775 amino acids. Gene Ontology annotation, cellular component: membrane. Gene Ontology annotation, biological process: cell surface receptor signaling pathway; adenylate cyclase-activating G protein-coupled receptor signaling pathway.
GCUGCCUGCCAGCUUCAGUGCGCUGAGAGAGAGGCGGAGAGACGCAACCAGUUAGAGAUACUGCUGGAAACCCGUGUCUCAGACGGAGCCGCUAUUGUGAGCCUUAUUAUCACACGGGGAGAGUCCUAGCCAGCAACCCUUAUAUUGGACUGUAUGCGGGCAAGUGAUAUACUGCGCCGAAGAGAAGGUGCCAGAAUUGUGUAUUGGAGUUAUUGAAAGUUGCAUUUUUGACUUGGAGAAUACGUGAAUUGUUCGUGUUUUUGCUGACAAGGGCUGGUGGGGGUGCGGCUGACUUCAGCGCUGUAGGUUUUGGGCGCACGGGGAUUUCUGCAGUCAUGCAGGCAAGCUACCGACUUUUGCUGCUGGGUAUUUGCAUUGUCGCAGCCUGGGAUCAGGUGCAGUGUUCAAAUUCUUCAAGUAGAAAUGAGUGUGCUGAUCCCGCACCUGUGUGUCCUGAUCAUUCAACGUGCUUCGAUACACUGGAGAGUUUCUACUGUCAGUGCGUGCCAGGGUACAGAUCAACAGGGAAACACAAUUUUACAGAGAGAGACACAUUCUGUAAAGAAAUAAAUGAGUGUAGAGAGAACAGCGCCCUCUGUGGCCAGAACGCUUGGUGUCGAAACACAAUUGGAAACUACAGCUGCUCCUGCAAGGCAGGCUUCAGGUCCAGUUCUGGGCAGGAGAACUUCAUGGCCGGACAAAGCAACUGUACAGAUAUAAAUGAGUGUGAAGAGAACAGCACCCUCUGUGGCCGGAACGCUUGGUGUCGAAACACAAUUGGAAGCUACAGCUGCUCCUGCAAGGCAGGCUUCAGGUCCAGUUCUGGGCAGGAGAACUUCACGGCCGGACAAAGCAACUGUACAGCCAUUGAUGAGUGCGCCCAAACCCCCUGGCUCUGUGGUCCGAAUGCACAAUGUACCAACACUGUCGGCAGCUACACCUGCUCCUGUAAUCCCGGAUUAUUUCCUAAUACUGGAUUGAGAUGGAUACUCAAUCAAACACGGUGUGAAGAUUUAACAAAGAUCCAAGAUGGGAAAACCUGCAACAUUCCAAUUAAUACAGGGACAUUGAGUCACCUAAACAGUUCCUCAGCCUGGUUUUGUCUCAUCACUAACUUCAAUUCUACUAAGUUUACAUCUGGAUAUCAGGUGCAGCAAGUGGCUGUUGUUUUAAGCUCUGCUCUGAAUGACAUUUCCUUGUGGAAUAACCUGACCAGGGAUGAGAAGUCUGUUGCAGCUGAAUCAUACCUGGAGACUGUAGAGAGGGCAGUGCUGCAGUUGACUGAGCCUUCAGAUGUUCUCUUAAGGAAAAAUGUGCGCUCAGACAAUCUAGAUAUGGAGUUGCUGAUUAUACCAUUCAAACACAACACAUCAGAGGAACAGUUACGAGCCAAUAAAAACACACUGGAGAUUAAGUUGGGAAAACUUAUGGAAGAGAAUAAGCAAGGUCAGGUAACAGUUGGGUUUGUCUCAUACACUGGGAUGGAGUCUGUCUUGGAUGGGAGCUUUUACAAGAAUCAAUCAUCUAUCAAGUUAAACUCACAAGUGGUUACUGCCACUAUAGGCAGAAAUCACCACAAACUUUCAGAGCCAGUCCAUUUAACCUUCCAUCACAAUGAGUUAAGGAAAACCAAAGAGGAAGUGAUAUGUGUCUACUGGAAAUACAAAGGGAAGGAAAGCUCUUGGUCCACCGAAGGCUGCACAAAGUUACACUCCAACCAAACACACACUGUGUGCAGCUGUGACCACCUCUCCAGCUUUGCUGUAUUAAUGGCACUAGACGAAUCACAGAUGCAAGAAAAUGUUGCCUUGACAGUGAUCAACUACAUUGCAGUGAUCGCAUCCCUGGUCUGCCUCAGUCUGGCUAUCUUUACAUUCCUAUUCUGCCGUUCGAUCCAGAAAGCCAACACCACCAUUCACCUGCACCUGAGUGUCUGUCUCUUCCUGGCUCACUUCCUGUUUCUAGUUGGGGUGUCCAGAACCGAAAAGAAGGUGCUGUGUGCAGUCAUAGCUGGGCUCCUGCACUACCUCUUCACAGCCAGUUUUGCCUGGAUGUGCCUGGAGGGAGUGCAGCUCUACCUGCUGGUGAGAAACCUGAAGGUGGUGAACUACAGCAGCAGGCAGGGGCUGCGAAGGAGGUACCUGCUGCUGGCUGGGUACGGCUCUCCUGCUCUCAUCGUGGCUGUGUCUGCUGGAGUCUUUCCAGGGGGGUAUGGGACCGACACAUUUUGCUGGCUGUGUCAGGACAGAGGAUUUGCCUGGAGUUUUCUUGGUCCUGUUUGUCUCACAAUCGCUGUAAACACCAUUCUCUUCAUUGCAAUUCUCUUUACUUUGAGAUCGCAAAUGUGUGUCCUCAACGUGGACGUGUCCAAAGUGAAAGACACCAGACUGCUGACUUUCAAAGCCAUUGCGCACUGCUUCAUCAUGGGCUGUAGCUGGAUCCUGGGAUUCUUUCAAGGAUUGGAGUUCUUCAGAUUUGUGUUUGUCAUUAUUAACUCACUGCAGGGUCCCUUUAUUUAUCUGGUGCACUGUGUGCUAAACCAGCAGGUGAGAAUGGAAUAUAGGAAAUGGUUUGGAUGCAUCUACAAACAGAAGGACAGCUCAGAGCUUACAUCUUCUGCAGUUCCAAAGGGAAACCUAACGGAUGGAACCAACAGAGACUGAGCAAUAACUGCAGCUCUAAGUUCAGAGGAGUGCAUGUGCAAUGGAGUAAAGUCAAUAGACAUCAUUGUUAAAGAAUGGGUGGGAAAUUGCCCUUCUAAAAUUUUAGGCAAAAAUCUAAGAGGUUUUAUAUAUUUCUGAAAAAAUCAAACCAUGUUUUUUGCCCAAAUCUGCAAUAUUUUUUAACUUGUCUCUGUUUUGAACCAAGCUGAUUUUUUAAAGGUGGUAACAUAAGGUCACAGUGUGAUAAGUUCCCUAUCAAUUAUGACACAAAAUGUGAAUGUCUCCAUUACAUGCCCACCUUCAUGGCACCUAUCCUUUGCAGGCUUUGGGUUAUUAUAGGCUUUAUAUUUGUGGUGGAAGUUUCGUUCCCAGACCCUAAAACAGAGAUUCAGGCCUUGCAGACAAAGUGGAGUAAAACAAAAGCUUUUAUUAAGUCUGCAGACUGGAGUUUCAACAGAGCAACGCAGGCUCUGCAAGCAAUCGCAGAGAAGCUCUCAGAUCUAUUUCUAUCUUCUCCUUAUAUAGACAGUUGUUCUGAGCGUACAUGACUUUUGUCACAUAUCUGCUAGUUAAACGCAUGCAAGCAUCCUGCUUCAACACCUGUAGGCAGCCAGACUAGACUUGUGGUUUAUCUUGAGUUUUGUUUACCAACUUCUUCUUUUGGUUAUUGAUUUGUUGAGUCAGUUGCUAUGGGACGUUGGUCCUUUACAAACAUACUGAUUCUUCCUUACAUGGCUGAUGCGACAUCAGCUGAAUAUGCGAGCUCCCACAAGUCUAGUCGGCUGAAACCACAAACACAUCUUUACAUUUUAUUUCUAUAUAAUAUCUUUAAUACUUAUAAAAGUCAAAACACAUAUUACUUGAUAACUCUUUUUCUACCUAUCGAAUUGGCACCUCAGACAUAAGAAAACAAACAGAAAGCAAAGAGUAAUUUUCCCACCACAUAUUCUAAAGCACUAAAAAUUCAUUAAGACACUUUAUUGUCAUUGUUUUUAAUAUAAUCAAUCACAAUUUUAGAGUUGAAUCAACUAGUUCAUUAGGGUAUCAAUCCAAGAGUGAUGUUAAUAUAUAUCUAUUUCAUUAUGUGUGUUUUUUUUUUUUUUAAUAAUUGCACACAUUGUUCUGUAGGAAUGUGUAAGCACUGAAUGUGCUUGGACUGAAGGUUUGACCUCCUCAAAUGUAUACACUGCCUCUGCAGGUGGGGAUGAUGUAAUCUAAUAGAGAUCAAGCUUUAAGUGAUGUCUUACUUCUGUCUGCACCUAAGCUUUGCACCUGAUGUGAUGUUCCAAUGCAAAGCCCUUCCCCUGCCCUCAAGCUGGUGUGCUUUGCAACAGUGCAAAUUAUAACAUGGUGAAGUCUAAAAUGACAGUAAUAUUUACAACAUAUACUGGUAAGAAUGUCUUAACGCACACUCUGUCGUGGGUUAUAAUGCUUAUAAAAUUGUUCUGUUUAUUUUGUAAAAAGAAAACAAAAAACACAGUAAGAUUUUAAACUUAAAAAUAUUGCAACAGUGCCAUAUACCUUGGCUGUGGACACAACAAAGUGACUUGAAGAACUUAUUACUGGUGAAGUCAUUGUUCAUUUAUUUUUGUACAAGAUAGGCACAUUUAUUAACUUAAUUAUGUUUAUACUUCAGUUGAUGUAUUGCUUUUUCUGUAAAAUAAAACUACAUAAAUGUAGAAUAAAACUGCUUACCUACUUGUUUUUAUACACAUUGGUAUGUAAACUUGAUGUUUACAUUAAUGAUGCUCUGCACCUUUGAAUUUCAAAUGCCAAGCCUUCGUUUGUUUUCACCACCAGUUAGGCUCAGACAGGGAGGCUUGUUUACUUGCUUGCUGACUGUCACUCAACACAAACAGUUUAUGCAUUUUAAUACACACUGAUGCCUGCAAUUACUGUACUGUGGUUUACUUUAUUACUUCCUUCACUGACUAUAAAACUGGAACCAACUUGUUUUUUGUUUAGUUUUUUCAUGCGCAGUCCAAUGCAGCCACGCUCUACCCCAGCAUUCAGUACAAAAGACCGGGGCUCUCAUCGUACCCGACCAGAUCGAGAGAAAAAAACAUCAAAAGAAACUGAUUAACAUUUAAUGUAUAUGAUUUUGUUUACUUUCUGACAGUGUUAGACUAAUGUAUAAUUAGUGCUGUAUUUUCUUCACUGUAAACAUUGGCUUAUUUCAUGGCAUUUCAGUCUAAAAAUAGGUAUUUCAAGAU